UUUUCUAUAUUCAAAUGACAUUGGACUGUAACUGCUCUCAUCUUCAUUUGUCUUUGUCCCUUUGAUAAUAUUUUACCAGAAACAGGCAGUUUUAGACAUGCUGAAAAAUAUCAGCGUCAUAAUAGAUUGCAGUUUCCCCAUGUGGAGGCAGAUAAAUGUCUCACCGCGAGCCUUUCCACAUAUCAGCUGCGCCCUUUAAAGUCUCCGUCUAACCUUGAACACAAAUGCAAAAGCUCAUCCCCAUCUGAGUUAUCAAUAGGCUGCAUCAUCGCUCAUCUUCCCCUCAUCAUCUUCCGCACCUUCUCCCUCCCUCCUUCCCUCCCCUGUCUGUCCAUCUCCUCCCUCUGCGCCUUUUCACGCACAAAACAAGUCGGAGCGCACACACGGCUGGCGGAGAAAACGGGAGAGACAAUAGACAAUAGUUUCGGGGUCAUCAUGGUAUUUGGAUUUUUACCGUAGGCAACAUGCGCGCCGCCACCGGACUGUGAGAUAACAGGUGAACCAUCUGUAAGCGCGUGUGUUCGUUUGCUGGCCGAAAGUUUCUCCAGAUUUUUAAUGUUGCCAACCGAGAUUUCAGGAGGAGUGUGUUUCACCUCAAGCGAUCACACUGAGGGAAGGAGAGAAGGGAUGAAAACAGAGGAAAGCCCGCAGUCCUGUCUGCAGCAGCCUCCAUCCUCAACGCCUUUUGGUCCGGAGUACAGAGGAGGGGGAGAGGUGUGCGCCGGCUGCGAGUCUCCCAUCGCCGACCGCUUCCUGCUGCGCGUGAACGAGCGCUCCUGGCACGAGACCUGCGUCAAGUGCGCCGUGUGUUUGAGCGCGCUCACCGGAACCUGUUACUGCAGGGACCGCCUGCUGUACUGCAAGCACGACUAUGAAAAGCUGUUUGUAAGGAAGUGCAGUGCCUGCCUGCAAGUGAUUGGACGUUCAGAGCUGAUAAUGCGCGUGCUUGGCCAGGUGUACCACCUCGGCUGCUUCACCUGCUGUGAGUGUGAACGCCGGCUGCAAAGAGGUGAUGAGUUUGUGCUGAAAGAAGGCCAGCUGCUCUGCCGCAUGGACUAUGAGAAGGAAAGAGAAAUGUUGGCCGCCAUUAGCCCCACACCGACUGAAUCAGUGAAAAGUGAGGAUGAGGAUGGUGGAGGAGGCUCUGGUGGAGGGAAAGGUGGCGAUGAAAGCAAGGAGCACAAGCGUUCAAAACGGCCCCGCACCAUCUUGACCACACAGCAGCGCCGUGCUUUCAAGGCCUCUUUUGAAGUGUCUGCUAAGCCUUGCCGCAAGGUGAGAGAGACACUGGCUGCUGAGACUGGGCUGACAGUGCGUGUUGUGCAAGUGUGGUUUCAAAACCAAAGAGCCAAGAUGAAAAAGAUAGCUCGCAGACAACAGCAACAGCAGCAGCAGCAGCAGGAACAAGAGCAGCUGGGAGGCACCAGGAGAGGACCAAGCAGAGGGGGCCGUCAGAGCAAUGACGACAGUGAGGAUGGCUCUAGUACCCAUGGCAUGGAUGGGAUGCUGGGAUAUCCCUCUCUGCCACGUCAGCAGCUACUCGCUCUGGACCCCAACAUCUACGGCGGAGAGCCAUUUCGACAUGGGCUUACACCGCCACAGCUGAACAACGAGCAGCUCCACUCCUAUGACUCAGAGACAGUGUUCCAUGACCUGGACAGUGAUGGAAGCCUCGGUCACCUUGGAGACUGCCUCUUGGCAACAGGCGAUGGCAGUCUCCUGCCAGGGCGAGUGGGAAACCCCAUCGACCGCCUCUACUCCAUGCAGAACUCCUACUUCACCUCCUGACCCUCAUAAACUCUCACCCUUCCCACUCCUGUUCCACCUUUCACCUCAGAGAUGCAGCUAAUGGAGUCUGUCCAUCAACAUGGCUGUGGGACCACUCUCCAUGAAACACCCAAACACACUUCUAAGCUGUUAACACAGGCCAGAAUCAUCAGGCGUAGUCAUAAUAUCACUUUUCAGCAGAUUAAGCGUCACGUUCCCAUCAUCCCUCCUUGAUAAGAAUCACAUGCUGGAAAUACAGACACUGUAAAUGUCCAAGAUAUGUAAAAAAAAAAAAAAGACCUCAAUUUCUCCUGUUGUAUUUAUGUAAUGUUCAAUGAAAUAUGUUUCAUGGCACUUUCCAACAAAAACAAAAGACAAACACAAGACACUUAUCAAACAUAUUAAUAUGUAUAUCAUGAUUUACAGGCGAUAAUUGGUUGUUGAAAGUGAAUUCAUCAAUCAAGUUUCGUGUAUUUAAGAGUCUUGGCGGGCCUUACGAGCAGCUGAGGGUCUUAAAUAAAUUAGUAUAUUGCAGAAGCUUUUUUUUAACAGGACUAGUGAUUAGUUAUUGUGUGUGAAAGACUACGGCGUAUACAAUUCUGUAUAUGGAUUGGAGUACAAUUUUGCUCUCAGGUUAGUGUGUGUGUUUAUGUAACCUGAGCUAUAACUCAGGAUAUUGUGAUGGAUAGGAUUACAAUUUAACUUGCCCAGUGACUUCAAGGACAUAGAUUGCAAAGAGGAAGAAACUCUAUAUAAAAUGGUCAUGUUACACUAUAUUUUUAGUUUUUGGUAAUGCAUGACAGGUAUAACAUGGACCAAUAAAGCAAAUUUUUUAGCACUUAGACAACACUACAGGGUAAUUUGAGGAGCCUUAUGCGGAAACAGGGUUGUAUAGAUGAUUAUUUCUUUAGCUUACCCUUCUCUUUUGUAAUAAAUGAUGGAAUAUUAGGGCCACAUUGUUAAAAAAAAACAAUGGCUUCAGAGAAUUAAGUCAUAAUAUUUCAAGAAUAAAAUAAGUCAAGUAUUUCAAGAAAAGUAAACUUGUAAUUUUACGAGAAAAAAGUCACAAAAUUACAGGAACAAGUCAUUUUUUCAUGAUCUUAAAGAUGUACUAUGUCAAGAAAAAAAAGUUGGCAGAUUACACUAAUAAAGUAACCCCCCCCCAAUUUCCAAGUUUAUUUCCACUUUAUAGUAUGGCAUUGUUUACUGGAAAGAAAACUUUAUUCUCAUUAAAUUACAAUUCUUUUUCUCAAAAUGAAGACUUUAUUCUCAUAAUAUUAUGAUUUCUAUUUUCAAAAUCUCUCACAUUUUUUUUCAGUGUGGCCCUCAUACUCUGUUAUAACGCAAACACGAAAAGCAGUGCAGUAAAUAACAACCAAUAGCUCUAUAAUGCCCUAAAGUUAGGACAAUAAGCACAUGAUGAUGUGCUCUCAAAUGUAAAUGUGAGUAUGACUGUGUUACAAUUAAUAGCUGUAGUCAAUUUCUGUGAUUUCUUUCUCAAACACCUCAAAUUGGAUGUUGCUAGAUAGAUAUUUUGUACCCUCUUCUGUGAUAAUCAGCAAAUAUUUAAACUGUAGCAUGAUAUUUAUGUGUCACAAAGUAGGUCUAAAGACUCCAAACUGAAGUGGGAUAGUGCAGAAAGCAUCGGGAUCAGACUCACAAUGUGGUGCAGAAUAAAAUAGGAUUAGGGUGUUUCAUUUAGGCGCCAGUGAUCAGCUACAGCUUGUGACAUUCUAUCAUGACGUUAUGUUUGACUCUGAUCACGGAUUCAUGGUAUUUUUACAGUGAUAUUUUUGUGAAUGUAACUUAUUUGUGCGGUAUUAGGCGAGUUCCUAUCUUACGUUUUUUGUUCAGUGACUGCCAGGUGAUGUGCUUUGAAUGUAAUGUUGCCGUAUCUUCAAUACAAUCUGCGGUUUCAUCUUUGAAGUGCGCUUGCCUUAUUGUCCUAAAUAUGGUAAAUUAUGAUGCAUUGAUCACUCAUCUGGUACAAACCAAAGAUAUGAAAAGAA
Molecule: messenger RNA, 3776 nt
Organism: Plectropomus leopardus (leopard coralgrouper)
Lineage: Eukaryota; Metazoa; Chordata; Actinopteri; Perciformes; Serranidae
Gene: lmx1al
Product: LIM homeobox transcription factor 1, alpha-like
Biological process (GO): regulation of transcription by RNA polymerase II; neuron differentiation
Cellular component (GO): nucleus
Molecular function (GO): RNA polymerase II transcription regulatory region sequence-specific DNA binding; DNA-binding transcription factor activity, RNA polymerase II-specific
Source: RefSeq, a predicted model, not a curated record